AUGUGUGUGUGUGCGUUUUUUGGUGUGUCCGUGUGCACCCCUUGUCUGCAAGAUCGUCAAGCUAGGUCAGUCGCGAUCUCCCGCCAGCAGACGCAGAUCGAAGAAUUCCAAAAAUGGUGGGCAUCUGGACAAGGGGAUGCUGCAGUGGCAUCGCAUCCGCUGCUAUCUUUGGUCGACGGCCCGAUUUUGGCAGCUGUCAUAUCUUCCGGAUCAGCAUAUCACAACUGCUUAGGCAUUGAGCAGCUGGACAAGUUGUUGGACCAGUUUGAAGGCUCCACACGAGAUGUGGGAGCCUUGGAGCCUUUGAAGAAGGCACUUCGCAGCAAGGGUGGAACACGGAACCAGGCGCGAGCAGUGGGCAGUUUAUUAUUUAGCACCGCGAUGAACAUGUUCGACGACAUGCUGGGAAAGCAUGGUGCCGCCGGAAGGGUUUCGAGCGUACUCGAAGAACCACGUGAUUCCAGCCUGGACCAAGCCAGCGUCGAUUGGGUCUUGGACGAAGUGUUCGACCCUCCGCAGCAGUUCAUCAGCUCACAGUCCUUCCCCCCUGAAGCCACGGCAGCUGUACGAAGCGGACCUAGACCGGACAGCGAGCUGCUCGGGUCUGUUGCCUGUGGUUCCGUUGUCUUGGCCACCGGCACCUGUGGGAAUUACAUCCAGUGCAACGUCGCCGAGACAUUGGGGAGAGGGAGGACCGGGUUGGGUUUCGUUCUUCGGCAACUUGAUGGGCUUCCCCUCUUCUCACCUGCCCCACCGACUCAACAGACAUUGGACGAAUAUUUUGAUCCGGUGAAGAUUUUCGUUUGUGCACCGUCCUUUCCGAAGACAUCGUCAGCUGCAGUGCGGACCGCGCCGACACCAGACAGCGAGUUAGUGACUACACUGCCGUUCGGGUCGGAAGUGCAGGCCACAGCCAGGGCCGGAUCAUACCUGCAAAUCCGGCUGACAGAUUCUGCUGCAGCAGGGGGCGGAUCAGCCGAUUUCAGCAGUGGUGGGCAGAUGGUCAUGGGGAUGCAGACGUGGUGUCGGCUGGUGCGAACUAUCAUACUUGUCUCAGCGCAGACCGGCUAG
Molecule: messenger RNA, 1071 nt
Organism: Symbiodinium necroappetens
Lineage: Eukaryota; Dinophyceae; Suessiales; Symbiodiniaceae
Source: the annotation of a GenBank genome assembly